AUGGCAGAUCCACUGAGUAUCACCGCCUCAAUCGUUGGCAUCAUUGGUGUCACGGGCCAGGGUGUCGGGUUGCUAUCAGACACCAUUCAAAAUAUUCGGCAUGCCCCAGAAUCAAUCAGAACAAUACAGACAGGACUCCAUCAGCUGAAGCCGCUACUGUCAAAGCUGGAGCUUGCAAUCACAGAGGAACCCACAGACCUAAUACUUUGCCCGGAGAUCAGGGACGCCCUUGCAGUCUGUAAUCGGGCCUGCACCGAGUUCAGUGUUUCUCUCACCCAUUGGACGCGACACUCCAGCGACGAGAAGACGUCUUUACUUGACAAUGCCAAGAUUGGGAUACUUCGUCAGGGACGAAUACGAUCGCUGAACGAGCAAUUGAAUCAAGGCAUCAAGAUGUUGAAUGUCACACUAGAAACCGCGAGCUAUCUGAAAGUUUGUCGACAGCAGACGAUGCCGAAAGAACUUGGGGAUCAAAUGCUUGUUCUUCUGGAGGGCCGCCUCAAUGGAACAAUCAACAAAGCACGCAAUGACCAAAAUGCCAUGGUCAGUUUGGAAGAGCCAGUUCUGUCGCUCGAAGAGAGCGAUGAUAAACAAGCUCUGCUUGACGAGAUGAAACGACAAAAGACCAUGAUCCAUGCUGUGCAACGAAUCUCUGAAGAAGCCCUCAAAGCUGCUGUAUCCGAACGCACCAAACAGAAAAUCGACGGCGUCAAGGCAAAUAAUCGCAGCAUUGCACUGAGUGGAUUUUUCAAUGUGGGAGUGAGUGAGAGAAAUCGUGAUCAAGACAUAUCGAAUGUAUAUGCAAACGAGCGUAGUAUCUCGAUAGCUGGAGUGGCGAACGAUAUUGAUAUCAAUUCCAUGCAUGCGAGGGUGGCGACAUCACAGAGACCAGAAACCGCUCAGAGCUCCAAUUCGAGACCUCAAACGGUUAUUGACGAGGAAGGUCUUUCCUGGGAAAUCUAG
Fusarium coffeatum is the source of this 963-nucleotide messenger RNA. RefSeq lists its product as uncharacterized. The record is from RefSeq and is a predicted model, not a curated record. The transcript is spliced from 2 exons. Bases 1 to 963 code for a protein of 320 amino acids. NCBI's taxonomy places the organism in Eukaryota, Fungi, Ascomycota, Sordariomycetes, Hypocreales, Nectriaceae.